UGCCGGCCGGCGGGCGGAGACGGACCCGGGAUCUGUCCGAGCAGGAAGCGAGCUGGAGACCGGUCACCGUCGCCGCCCCGUCCCGGUGCCGGUCCGCGUCGUCGCCCUCUCUCCUCGCCCGCCACAUCCCCCCCCCCCCCCCCCCCCCCCCCCCCUCACCGGCGACAGGUAGCCCCGCCGCCACGCACCUGCCCUCGCGUUCGCACCGGAGAUAGUGGAUAGCUCCCUUCAGAAAUGGAGGACGGGAAGCCCGUUUGGGCGCCGCACCCUACGGAUGGAUUUCAGAUGGGCAAUAUCGUGGAUAUUGGCCCUGACAGCUUAACGAUUGAACCCUUGAACCAAAAAGGCAAGACAUUUCUGGCUCUCAUAAACCAAGUGUUCCCUGCAGAAGAGGACAGUAAAAAAGAUGUGGAAGAUAACUGUUCAUUAAUGUAUUUGAAUGAAGCCACACUGCUCCAUAAUAUCAAAGUUCGAUACAGUAAAGACAGAAUUUACACAUAUGUGGCCAACAUUCUGAUUGCAGUGAACCCAUACUUUGACAUACCUAAAAUAUAUUCUUCAGAAACAAUAAAGUCGUACCAAGGAAAGUCUCUUGGGACGAUGCCACCUCAUGUCUUCGCAAUUGCUGAUAAGGCUUUUCGAGACAUGAAGGUGCUCAAGAUGAGUCAGUCUGUCAUUGUAUCUGGAGAAUCAGGAGCUGGCAAAACGGAAAAUACAAAAUUUGUUCUAAGAUAUCUGACUGAAUCGUAUGGAACCGGUCAAGACAUUGAUGAUAGAAUUGUCGAAGCUAACCCACUCUUAGAAGCCUUUGGAAAUGCAAAGACUGUUCGCAACAAUAAUAGCAGUCGAUUUGGGAAAUUUGUAGAAAUACAUUUCAAUGAAAAGAGUUCAGUUGUUGGAGGAUUUGUUUCACAUUAUCUUCUAGAGAAAUCUAGGAUCUGUGUUCAAGGCAAAGAGGAAAGGAAUUAUCAUAUCUUUUAUAGGUUGUGUGCCGGUGCUUCUGAAGAUACUAGGGAAAGACUUCAUUUGAGCUCCCCAGAUAAUUUUCGGUAUUUAAACCGAGGCUGCACUAGAUACUUUGCUAACAAAGAAACUGACAAACACAUUUUACAGAACCGAAAAAGUCCUGAGUAUCUUAAGGGAGGUUCCUUGAAAGAUCCUUUGUUAGAUGACCAUGGAGAUUUUAUUAGAAUGUGCACAGCCAUGAAAAAGAUUGGUUUGGAUGAUGAAGAAAAGCUUGAUCUGUUCCGGGUAGUAGCUGGUGUCCUGCACCUUGGAAAUAUUGAUUUUGAGGAAGCCGGCAGCACUUCAGGUGGCUGUAACCUGAAGAAUAAAUCUACUCAGUCAUUGGAGUAUUGUGCUGAAUUACUGGGUUUGGAUCAAGAUGAUCUUCGUGUAAGUUUGACUACAAGAGUCAUGCUAACAACAGCAGGGGGCACCAAAGGAACAGUGAUAAAGGUACCCCUGAAAGUGGAGCAAGCAAACAAUGCCCGGGAUGCCUUGGCAAAGACUGUCUAUAGCCAUCUUUUCGAUCACGUGGUCAACAGAGUGAAUCAGUGUUUUCCUUUUGAAACAUCAUCCUAUUUUAUUGGAGUCCUAGAUAUUGCUGGAUUUGAGUACUUUGAACGUAACAGUUUUGAACAAUUUUGCAUCAACUAUUGCAAUGAAAAACUUCAACAGUUUUUUAAUGAAAGGAUUCUGAAGGAGGAACAAGAACUCUAUCAGAAGGAAGGUUUAGGUGUGAAUGAAGUACAUUACGUGGAUAACCAGGACUGUAUAGAUUUAAUUGAAGCAAAAUUAGCGGGAAUACUGGAUAUUUUGGAUGAGGAAAAUCGCCUUCCCCAGCCAAGUGAUCAACACUUUACGUCUGAAGUUCACCAGAAGCACAAAGACCAUUUCCGACUCUGUAUUCCUAGAAAGUCUAAGCUGGCAGUUCACAGGAACAUCAGAGAUGACGAAGGCUUCAUCAUCAGGCAUUUCGCAGGGGCGGUGUGCUAUGAAACAACUCAAUUUGUGGAAAAGAAUAAUGAUGCUUUACAUAUGUCUCUUGAGUCCUUAAUAUGUGAAUCCAGGGAUAAAUUUAUCCGGGAAUUAUUUGAAUCAUCCACAAAUAACAACAAAGACACUAAACAAAAAGCAGGAAAACUUAGCUUCAUCAGUGUGGGAAACAAGUUUAAGACACAGUUAAAUUUGCUUCUGGAUAAACUUCGAAGUACUGGAGCAAGCUUUAUUCGUUGUAUCAAGCCGAAUUUAAAGAUGACAAGCCACGACUUCGAAGGAGCUCAAAUUUUGUCUCAACUUCAAUGUUCAGGUAUGGUGUCUGUUUUGGACUUGAUGCAGGGUGGUUUCCCAUCGCGAGCUUCAUUUCACGAACUCUACAACAUGUAUAAAAAGUAUAUGCCAGAUAAACUCGCAAGAUUAGAUCCAAGACUAUUUUGUAAGGCUCUUUUUAAAGCUUUGGGCUUAAAUGAAAUCGACUACAAGUUUGGGUUAACAAAAGUAUUUUUUAGACCUGGCAAGUUUGCAGAAUUUGACCAGAUUAUGAAGUCCGACCCUGACCACUUAGCAGAGCUGGUCAAGAGGGUCAAUCACUGGCUCAUCUGCAGUCGCUGGAAGAAGGUUCAGUGGUGCUCACUGUCUGUCAUCAAACUGAAAAACAAAAUAAAAUAUCGAGCUGAAGCCUGCAUUAAAAUGCAGAAAACUGUUCGAAUGUGGCUUUGCAAAAGACGACACAAACCUCGCAUUGAUGGCCUGGUUAAGGUGGGCACACUGAAGAAACGGCUUGAUAAAUUUAACGAAGUAGUAAGUGCAUUGAAAGAUGGAAAACCAGAGAUGAAUAAACAGGUCGAGGACCUUGAAAUUUCUAUUGAUGCUUUAAUGGCCAAAAUUAAGUCCACCAUGAUGACAAGGGAACAAAUACAGAACGAAUAUGAUGCGCUAGUUAAAAGCUCAGAGGUCCUCCUCAGUGCGUUACAGAAAAAAAAGCAGCAGGAAGAGGAAGCAGAAAGGCUGAGGCGUAUCCAAGAAGAAAUGGAAAAAGAAAGGAAAAGACGUGAAGAAGAUGAACAACGUCGAAGAACGGAGGAGGAGGAAAGGCGGAUGAAACUUGACAUGGAAGCAAAGAGAAAGCAAGAAGAAGAAGAGAGAAAGAAAAGGGAAGAUGAUGAAAAACGUAUUCAGGCGGAGGUGGAGGAGCAGCUGGCCCGGCAGCGAGAGGAGGAGUCCCAGCAGCAGGCGGUCCUGGAGCAGGAGCGCCGAGACCGGGAGCUGGCGCUGCGGAUCGCGCAGAGCGAGGCGGAGCUCAUCAGCGACGAGGCGCAGGUGGACCCGGCGCUGCGCAGAGGCCCUGCUGUACAGGCCACCAAGGCGGCUGCUGGUACCAAGAAACAUGAUCUUAGUAAAUGGAAAUACGCAGAACUACGUGAUACCAUCAAUACUUCUUGUGAUAUUGAGCUCCUGGCAGCUUGCAGAGAAGAAUUUCAUAGGAGACUAAAAGUGUAUCAUGCUUGGAAAUCCAAGAACAAGAAGAGAAAUACUGAAACAGAGCAACGUGCUCCAAAGUCUGUUACUGAUUAUGAUUUUGCACCAUUUUUGAACAAUUCACCUCAGCAGAACCCGGCAGCUCAGCUCCCUGCCAGGCAGCAGGGGAUCGAGAUGAACCGACAACAGCGCUUCUUCCGCAUCCCGUUCAUCCGCCCCGCGGACCAGUACAAAGACCCGCAGAAUAAGAAGAAAGGCUGGUGGUACGCGCACUUUGAUGGACCGUGGAUUGCCCGGCAGAUGGAACUUCAUCCUGACAAGCCACCCAUCCUCCUGGUGGCUGGUAAGGAUGACAUGGAGAUGUGUGAGCUGAAUCUUGAAGAGACAGGCCUGACUCGAAAGCGUGGUGCUGAGAUUUUGCCAAGACAGUUCGAAGAAAUUUGGGAACGCUGUGGAGGCAUCCAGUAUCUUCAGAAAGCAAUUGAGAGCAGACAGGCCAGGCCCACCUAUGCCACGGCCAUGCUGCAGAAUCUGUUAAAGUAGAAAUUGCACUAGCCUUGCAGCUGGGAGCCCUUGCCAUGGCACUAGGUAGGGAGUGUGUCCCAGAGAUUUAACCAUUCCAAGAUCAAGUUAGAAUUACUUAUACAAAGUGAACAGAUUUUAUUAAUCAUGGCUUUUUGUUCAUUUAAGGUUAAUUAUGGUAGUGAAUUUGGGACCUAAAAUUUACUUUCCUGUAUCCAGCUGUAACUGUUAGACCUCUCAUUAUUGUAAUACUUGUUACACUUGGACAGACUCUGGACAUUUCUCCUUCUUUGCCAACAGACUACCUUAAAUCCAUCUUAAUUGUUCUUUAGGAAGAGUUUUUAAAAAAUGCAGAAUUCUUGCUUUUUAAGGAUGGCACAGUACCAUAUAACUGGAAUAAAGAAAACUUAGCUUCAAUUUUCAUACAAAAAUCAAGGCACUUAAAAUGAUCAAGGCACUGAUAUUUUGAUCUGAAAGCUGUGUACUUUCUAUACUAACUUUUUCAGAAAUUCAUGGAAAUUUCCGUCAAAGGUGGAAAUUUUUAUUUUCUCCCCCCUCUUUUGCAGUGUCUUAGUUUGAGUAAAGCAAUUUACCUGAAGUUCUAGAAUUCUGGAGAGAGCCUUGAUGUAUUUGAUGCAAUCUGUGAUAAAGAAGGUACAUAGUGUCCUGCACAGAUCAGUUUUGCUUUUCUAUCACAUUGUGUUGCUGUAAGAAUAUGUUCUUACAUUCCAUGGACAAAUAAAGGAAAUUCAGAUCGUUUAAAUGCUUGGAAGUUUUGAGAUAACUUUGUUUCAUUUAGAAAAGGAAGUAGGUUUCAGGUGGCAGUUUGGCUUAACUGGACUGAAUUCAAAUAUUCUUUCAGUUUCAUCUCAGUUGUGAUUUUGUGUCAGAAUCUUGUCCAAGUUGUUUCAUGUGAUUUAAACUAGUGUUCUGCUUCAAAACACCUUUGUUUUUUAAAGAAAUUCCUAUUGUCUUUUUUGGCCUUCGAGAUUUUGGUAAUUGUAGAGCUCUUUUAUAAGCCUUGUAAUGCAAAAACCCUGCACUGAGGAAUUGCUUGUUUCAUGUAACUGAUAAUUAAAAAAAAAAGUUUUGUGUGCUGUUUAGUUUUGAUCAAAUGUCAGCAGUUUCAAGCCUAAUAUUUAUGACUUUCAUAUUAGGAAUUUGGAAACAAACAUACAUCAAGGAGUUAUGUUGACAUAAUCCUAAGGAGUCUUGUUUGUAUUUUAGAAUAAAAUUAGAAAAUAAAAUUACUCUCUGUACUUUUUUUCCCUUGAUGUUUAAAGACCCUAACCUUUGAAAUGAAUUUCCAGUGAUUUUUUUUUUUUUCCCUAGAAAGAGUACCUCAGUUAGGAAAGUAUUUCCCAGCUGAUUGGAUUAGUGCUUGUGAGCUGGACACUGUUUUCAGAAUUGCUUCUCUCAUUAUAUGUUUUAGUAUAGAGAUAUUUAUUUAUUAUGAUACUGUGCAAACGAUCGUCUUCUGUUAAGGAAAGUAAAUGGUCCUGUCUUUACUGUUGAGAAUGUGAAUGUGAUUAUCUUUUUAAGGCUGUAUUACUGCAUAGACUCACCCACCCUUGGGUCAUUUGGUCCCUGUGAUUUGGUGACAGAAGGUCUGGUUACUGAAAAUAAAUGUCCUGUUCUCCCUCUUCUUAUCACUCGCCUUUAACUGGUGUUUUUAUUUGUACAGGAUAGUGAAUGAUAAGCUUUUUUCUUAACUGGUAACAAGUAGAGUCCUGGAAGAAAAUUUAGUAACCAAAUAGAUUUUUAACGACUUGUGCCCUUAGCGCUGUUUCCAGAAACAGUUUUACGUGUGUCCUAGAUACAUGCAGGUACUUGAUGGAAAACUAAUCACACAGGUUAAAUUAUCAUAAUGAGAGAACUUAAAGUUUUGAAGAAUUUGUCAGAAAUAUAUCACUGCAAGGCAUUGUUACAGGUCUUUAAUUUUUUACUUUAAUAGCUGAUAAAAUUAUAGUCAUUCUUAAGCCAUUUGGUUGCUAAUUAUGUCACACAGCUGUCCUAGAACAUGUCCUAGAGCAUAUCUGUUUUAAGUAGUCUCCUGAGUUAAUUGUGGCUCCAGGAGACUUGCCCUAAUUCAGUUAGACUUACAGUCACCUACAUACCACAGCUCUGCACACACAGAAGCCCCUUUGCUGGAGAAGCUUAGGACCUCCAUCAUCCUUUAAGGGAAAUAGCGGAGAGAGUGUUGCGAAACAUGUAAAUGCCCCUUCUUUACAGUGUUCACAAUCAAACCCAGAAACACUAGGUUGAAAACGGUAUGAAUCAAACGUCCAUUUAUAUUUUAACUGAGAUGUAAAAUUAGAAGUUAAAACGAGCACACUGUACAUUAAGAACUAAUUCUUCUCAAUGCUUGUGUCACUCAAUACCAGUUCCUCCCUUAGUGUAUAUGCUUUACAAAGGUAGAUGUACAUAAAAUAUUAAUACUGAGAAAACAAAACGUGUUCACAUUCAAUGAUGGUGUAAUUCCUGAUCUCAUUAACACGCUUGAGGUACGUAUUGUGAGCUACGGGUAGGCACUGAGAGAAAAUUUCUCUAACACAUACGUAUGUUAAGAGAACAGUGGGUUUUCUUAUUUGUAAGGUUGAGUAGACGGCACCUUCUUAAAGGAUUAUGUGAGGAGGAAGUAAAUAGUACACUUAGGAGCACAAGCCCACACAAAAGACGUUCUACUGUAACUCACAUUCUGCUUCCUAUAGUGACUUUCUGUAGGUCAUUCUUUCCAGUAACAUGGUGAACCCUUUUGUUUUGCAAACAACAAAACAAAAGAUCAUAUCAGAUCACAAAAGAAAAGAUCAUCUUAAGUGGAACACAGGUGGUAUUUGUGGAAACUUAGAGAGUAGAAACUCACAGGCACAAGGAAUAAUGAGGAUUUUGUAGUUUUAUUAAUUGGAUUUUUAAAAAGAUUAUUUUCACUCACAGGUUAUUACAGUGGUUCUCAGGGGAUCCAAACAGGUAGAUCUUUGGUUUCUUCACCUAAACUACCUUAAGAGUACCUGAAUCAGUAGAAUAAAUAUUGUUGAAUGAAUCAGUGAAUUAACUACAGUGUUAGUGGUAGACCUAACUCCUUUUACAGAAGAGGUAAACAGAGAUCCAGAGAGCUCAGGUAAUGUAAUUCUAGGCCAUGAAAGAGAUAGAAAUGCCUUUGCUCCACUCAUGUGCAGCACAAAGAAUCAAAACAAGCAGACUUCUUUGAGUAGCCCCUGGGGGUUUAUGAAGGGUUGCUCUCCUGUCACUCUCCACCUUCAGAUGUCAUGGCCUUUGUCUGUUUAGCAUUGCCAGCAGUAACAAUUACUGAGCAUUUUUAUUUCUUCCAGAAUAUAAACUAAUAAGGGAGGGGAGGACAGAGAAUAUCUAAAAAUUAGAAUAAGGACAGGUAAGGGGGAAGGUUGUAACAAUAAGGAAAGAGAAGAGUGAAUGGAAGAGAAAGAAAAGGGGUGCACCCCUGAAGACGCUACACCCCAGGCUGAAAACAGUGCGGCGUUUUAGGUGACCAAGCGCUCCUAGAUCUUUGCUAAGUUGUAGAAUGAAUUGUAUGUAACGUAAGAGCAAAACCCAUGGACCUACUAAACUUGGACCAAGAUAUGCCCGGUGUAUCGAUUCUUAGCAUACAGAAAUGACACUGCCACGCUGGAGAAGGCCAGUAGACAUUCUGUGCGUAGGCCCUGUGGAGCGAUGAAGUGGUGAUACUUGAUGAGGUCGAGCCUACCCGUGCCGGGACCAGAUCUUUGAGUACAGUGAAGUUCAGGUCAAAUCAAUGUAUUCUUCCUUCCCCACGACUAACCUAAUAUGUGAAGUAAGUUUGGUUGUCAUAUACUUUUCAAAAAGUUUUUCAAGAGAUAAUCAGGGAAAAAUGCACACCGAAAAGAAAAUCUUUAAUCCUAAUUUGUACCUGUGCAGACUCUUACCUUCAAACCCCAAAUAGGUUUAUGAGUUGGCCAUUUUCUUUUCACUUUCGAAAAUUCAUCGAAUUGCAUCUGUUACUGAAUUUUUCCUCAUUCCCUAAAAAUGUGUAUCUGAUACUUUCCUAAAAUACUGAUGUACUGGAAAUACAAAUAAUAAAUGCUUCUAUGUA
Molecule: messenger RNA, 8089 nt
Organism: Aethalodelphis obliquidens (Pacific white-sided dolphin)
Lineage: Eukaryota; Metazoa; Chordata; Mammalia; Artiodactyla; Delphinidae
Gene: MYO6
Product: myosin VI
Exons: 33
Coding region: 235-4023 (1262 amino acids)
Biological process (GO): inner ear morphogenesis; actin filament organization; actin filament-based movement
Cellular component (GO): actin cytoskeleton; endocytic vesicle; plasma membrane
Molecular function (GO): microfilament motor activity; actin filament binding; ATP binding
Source: RefSeq, a predicted model, not a curated record